This is a messenger RNA of Entrophospora candida, 255 nucleotides long. Lineage: Eukaryota; Fungi; Glomeromycota; Glomeromycetes; Entrophosporales; Entrophosporaceae. The record is from the annotation of a GenBank genome assembly.
AUGGUCUAUCAUUUUCUUUUAAAAAUUGGAAAUGUUAAUAAAAAAUCUCUUUAUGUAGCAUGUGAUAAGUGUUCUGGGUGGAUAAAUACACAAAAUAUGAAUUUCAACAAUGAAAAUCCAAGAACAGGUCAAGGCCAGAGAUGUCGGAAUGAAAAUUAUGGAGAAUAUGAAGAAAUCACUAAAUUUUCGGUUGACAAUAAUGAUAAUAACAAUUAUGUUGAUGAUAAUGUUGAAAAUACAUCGGCGCUCGAUAUA